Silurus meridionalis is the source of this 939-nucleotide messenger RNA. It is a transcript of the gene smim12, whose product is annotated as small integral membrane protein 12. Lineage: Eukaryota; Metazoa; Chordata; Actinopteri; Siluriformes; Siluridae. The transcript is spliced from 2 exons. The record is from RefSeq and is a predicted model, not a curated record. Bases 169 to 444 code for a protein of 91 amino acids.
CCUCGGUUAGGUAACGGAGGGAAGCACACUGAACAUUUGAACCCUAUUAUGUGUUUUGUAGCUGUAUAAAGGCGAUAGUCCUAAAGAUGAGCGAACAAGAAAAUGCAAAAAGUUUUAUCUAAUAUGAAGCCUUGCUGGCCGUGCUGAAUUCGGGUUUUCUGUGCCACCAUGUGGCCGGUUUUGUGGACCGCGAUGCGCACCUACGCACCCUAUGUGACCUUCCCCAUUGCCUUCGUGGUGGGCGCAGUAGGGUAUCAACUGGAGUGGUUCAUCCGGGGACCCCCCAAACCCCCGGGGGAAGAAAAGGCCGUCACGGAAAUUCGCGAGGACCGGAAACUUGAGGAGCUGGUGGGCCGAGACAGCACCCAAGUCCUGAGUCUGAAGGACAGACUGGAGUUCGCCCCAAGGGCAGUACUGGAAAAGAACCGGCCUGAGAAGAGCUAGCUAGAGUCAGCGCAACUUUCAGAAAACAAGACUAGUGCUAACUACAUGCAAUGCUGUAUUUAAGGACACUGUGUACAAUGGGAGUUCAUGCUUCAUCACUCUACAGUCACUUACAUUACAGGUUUCCAUCUCGGGUCCUGAACAUUUGGGUUUCUUUGCACACGAUUUGUCCAGGGUUAAGAACCUGUGCAUGGCAUGAUGAUGAUCAUCAUCAUCAUCAUCAUCCACAGGACAAACAUACUAGCAAAUGUGUUGAAGAUAUUUUUUCAUUCAUGGCUUCAUGGCCUUAUGUCCUAUGGUGGAAAAGCAUUUAAAAGCUUCUAUACAUCUCACGCUUUUCACAGGUUAUCAUAAGACCAAGGUUUAAAAAAAAAAAAAAGCUCUUGUUUUGUGUGUGACUGAUUGAAAACCUGAACAAGAUUACCAUAUUAGAAUUGCUUGAAAUGUUUUGUGAGAAGUGCCCUUAUUACAGAAGGAAAUAAAAUGCCAAUUGAC